AGGAGAAAGGAGAGAUAGAGAGAGAAUGUGGCUAAGAGCGGGGCACAGCGCCUGCUGUCUUCAUCCCUGCACCGCAAGCGGCAUUCUCCCUCUGCCAGUGAUGAGGACUCUUAAAGAGGACAAAGAAGGAAGAAAGAAGGCCUGAACAAAGAAUAGUGAAAAAGCUAUCUGAGGAAUGAGGAUACCAGGAUUUUUCUGCAUUGAUUUGAGUCCCACUGCUUCUCUCAGACAUGUUUCAUUUGCCUGCUCUUUUCUUCCAUGUCAAUCCACUACUUUUCUGUGCUGGGAGAAGAUAUCAAAGUUAAUGUCAAUGUCGGCAGUUACAAUGUAACAGAUGAAACAAAAUGUACAAAAAAAAACUUCCAACCCAGAGGUUGAUAAACAAUGAAUCUUUGGGAAGAUUCAGCAGCCAUCCGCCACCUGCAAAGAUCAACUGGAGUGCCAGGGUUGAAAGGAAGGGGACUCACACAAUAGAUGCCCCCCUACAACCCUCUCUUUUAUCCUCACCAUCCAACACACAUGGGCACACUGCCAACUCGGAAUCUUAAGAACUCUCAUUCAAAGAACCCCCCUUAAGAAGGGGAUUUGUUCAAAGCCAGGACCCAUUCUCUCUCCCAGUCCUUGUAUUUGUCCCCUUUCAUAUCCCCAUGAGACGAGCGAUUUUUGCUUGAUUAUUCUCCGACACUGCAACUGGGAUUUCUAAAAUUGCCACUCCAGCAGCGUUUUGUCAGAUUUAUGAAUUUUAUCAGUGAAGGGAUGCCAUUCUCGCUCCAACGUGGACACAGCCAGAGGAGGAGGAAAUGGAGUCAGAAGAGCUGCACAGAAGACAUCGCACUAAUGCAGGACAUGGGGAUGGUGGACAAGUAUACCAUGACUAUCCGAUCACCUUGCGUCACCCCAAAGACCUCCUUUUUCAAACAGCAUAUCAAGGAGCCGGUCACAGAUGUCCUGAUGGAGAUGUUCCUAGAGACAGAACCUAUACGCACUGGCAUUGUUGCCACCUGUCGGAGGCCUAUCAAGGGUGCAGCGGUGCGACCAGUCCAGUUUAAAUACCCAGACCUGCCUGCCAGUCCCAUGACCCUACAGAGACAGGCAUUGGAGCGCCGCCUGGUGCCUCUGUGGGCCCAGAUCCUGGUCUUCCUCAUCUUGACUUGCCUUCUCUACCUCAUCUACUCUGCCAUGGAGCACAGCUCGGACCAUCCCUUUGUGGCCUUCCUGGACAACCUCAGUAUGGGGACGGAGACUGAGGGACUGUCGCUCCAGGAUGACCCUUAGGACUCAUCUGUACACCCGCUCUAGGGAGGAGUAACUCCCCUGCUCUAGGUCUGUGUACUGAUUCUCCACCCUUCUCUUAAAGGGAGAUAUCCUUUUAUGCAUGGAUUUAAUAAUGGAUAAAACUUAAUCCAGCCAAUGCUUAUACCAAUCCUAAACUUUCAAAUCCAUGAUGAGAAGUAGUGCACACUUCGGGAAAAGGAAGGAUACUCCACAAAUUGGUUUACAGUUGUUGUGAGGAACUUCAUUUGGUCACUGUAAUUCUCCUUUACACUUUGGAUGAUGUCACUCUUAACCAAGCAAGGUAGCCAUUAUAACCUUGUUGGUUGGAAAAUGUUCAGGUGAAACUACUGUUCAAAUAUAUACAGUGAUUAGGCCUAAUUUAGAGAAAUAAUACCAUUUUGAGAUUUGUAACUUAAAUGGAAUAUUUUUUGUAUUUAAUUAAAAGUAUGUAUCAAUGAGAAAUUAAUGGAGUUACGGCUACAAUUUACACAUAGGUUCGGUUGGGGUUAUCAAAGUCCAGUCUGUGUUAGAGCUCAUCAAAGAUGUGGCCAGUGACAGUAUUCUCUUGUUUUAAAGGUUUGUAAAUGUAUUUUUUAUUCAGUACAGUUUUUAGGCACUGAAAUGUCAAACUAAAAAGCAAUAUUAAAAAAUAUAUUUUGUGAAUACUCAUUACCUUUUCGAACUUAUCUGUAAUUUUUCAGUUUCUAUUUUGGAUGUGAAAUAGCUACUUAAAAAAAAAUAAUGUCAGGGAAUUCAGUGUUUUUUUCAAGAGUUGCUUUUGUGUUGUCUGAGUUAUUUUGAAUAAAGAGAUGAUUUGUUUCA
Salvelinus sp. IW2-2015 is the source of this 2097-nucleotide messenger RNA. RefSeq names its product lamina-associated polypeptide 2, isoforms beta/delta/epsilon/gamma-like. The record is from RefSeq and is a predicted model, not a curated record. NCBI's taxonomy places the organism in Eukaryota, Metazoa, Chordata, Actinopteri, Salmoniformes, Salmonidae.